Messenger RNA from Penicillium coprophilum, 663 nucleotides. RefSeq lists its product as uncharacterized. NCBI's taxonomy places the organism in Eukaryota, Fungi, Ascomycota, Eurotiomycetes, Eurotiales, Aspergillaceae. The record is from RefSeq and is a predicted model, not a curated record. The transcript has 2 exons. Bases 1 to 663 code for a protein of 220 amino acids.
AUGAAACCGGCAAAAAGACAAUAUAUCCUCGAAAUCCCCAAGCUCAAAGCCAUUGUAUAUCCGUUUGCAGGGACAAUCACAUUCAUCCGCAUGCGUUCAAUUCCGUGUCUUAACCCUCCCUGCAGCACAGUCCUUGCAGUCAACCCCAACAAUGAACCAUAUCGCCUCACCAUUUCUCUCUUUGAAGACGUCUCUUCGCACCAGAAGUCAAAGCCCCAAAUCAGGCACCGACUCAAGUCCAAGCUCAACAACAACCUCACCACCCUCCUCCCCAACAUCCACCCACUCGUCUCACGCCUCUCCACACCAUCUCUUCAACCUAUCCUUCCCCCCUCCAAGCCCCACACAUUCCUACGGCAAUCCGACACUUUCGGACAAACCACCAGCAUUGGACAUCACUCCCGCCAUGUUUCCGACCACAACGUCGGCAUCAGUGUACCCCCCUGCGCUGUCCUACGCGGCCGCUCAUCGAUGGUCCUCCGCCAACGACCCUCUAAAACCGAUCUGGCGCUGAGCGAGGAGCGGUCGCGAUGCCAUGAGGAUUCUAUUGAAAGACAGGGGUUGGGGCUGAUGGAACCGCGGCCGGUGGAUUUAGGGGUGGGUGAGAUGACGCCUAAAUUUGUGAUGGGCGGGAUCUUCGAAGUUAUGGAGGGACGGGCUUAG